Mesorhabditis spiculigera is the source of this 408-nucleotide messenger RNA. NCBI's taxonomy places the organism in Eukaryota, Metazoa, Nematoda, Chromadorea, Rhabditida, Rhabditidae. The record is from the annotation of a GenBank genome assembly.
AUGAGCUCUGAAGACCCGGCAGUUACUAAAUUUCGCGAAUACCUCCGCAUCCGGACAGAACAGCCAAAUCCGGAUUACGAUCGUUGUAUGAAAUUCCUAGCCGCUCUUGCUGACGAACUUCCGAUAAAACAUCUAAUUGAGCCCGAAAAAGGAUUCCCCUUCAUGGUGAUGACGAUCCCUGGACAAGAGCCCGAUUUGCCCGCAAUAAUGCUACAUUCACAUACAGAUGUCGUUCCGGUUUCUAAGGAACACUGGAAACACGAUCCGUUCGAAGCGGAAAAAGAGAAUGGAAAAAUUUAUGGCAGGGGAACGCAGGACAUGAAAUGUAAUGGAAUCCAGUAUUUCGAGGCUAUUCGGAGACUGUUCAAAAAUGGACUAACAAAUUUCAAGCGGACAAUUCAUAUCGUU